Molecule: messenger RNA, 4062 nt
Organism: Thunnus maccoyii (southern bluefin tuna)
Lineage: Eukaryota; Metazoa; Chordata; Actinopteri; Scombriformes; Scombridae
Gene: ippk
Product: inositol 1,3,4,5,6-pentakisphosphate 2-kinase
Exons: 14
Coding region: 188-1678 (496 amino acids)
Biological process (GO): inositol phosphate biosynthetic process
Cellular component (GO): nucleus
Molecular function (GO): inositol-1,3,4,5,6-pentakisphosphate 2-kinase activity; ATP binding
Source: RefSeq, a predicted model, not a curated record
GCGGGUCUUAACUUCACCAUCCUAGGAAAACAUAUUUGGCCGGGCGGCAGUAGCAGUCAGUCGGUCCCAGUACUUCUUGAUUUCUGCUAACGGCCAGUAGUACCAGUCGGAGUACUUGUAUGUUGCCGUGCCGUUGUGUGUUACUUUCUGGCCGUUGACGGGAGCUCGGUUUGUCGUCGCUGGAGUGAUGGAACUGGACAAAAUGGACGAGAACGACUGGAAGUAUCACGGAGAGGGAAACAAGAGCCUGGUGGUGUCACACGUACAGCUUUCCAGAGUUUUACGUCUGCUCAAAUAUCCGGCAGAGGACUCUGAAAACCCACCGCAGACUGCAGAACAGGCCUUCAGGCAGAUCCAGAACAUUGUUGACUUCAGCUCCAACGUAAUGAGCAGCCUGCUGGGAGAGAAGUUCAUCCACAGCGGGGAAGUGGUCAAACUGCCGCUGGAGUUUGUGCGACAGCUGUCAAUAAAAGUUCAACAUCAAAGACCUGCCUGGCGCUGUGAUAAAGUGAUGGACAUCUACAGCGGCUGUGCUCUCUGUCUGCCCAACCUGACAUCUCCAGUCCUCCACCAGCCAACACACACUCCUCCACUUUGCAUCGAGAUUAAGCCUAAAUGUGGCUUCCUGCCGUCCUCGAAACACGUCAGCAAAGACAUCAAGACCAAAGUGUGCCGCUUCUGCAUGCACCAACACUACAAGGUGGCCAAUGGAAAGUGGAAGAGACGCAGUUUGUACUGUCCUCUAGAUCUGUUCUCAGGGAACAGACAGAGAAUGCACUUUGCCGUCAGACACCUGAUAGAAGAACCUCAGAACAACUUCAAAAUCUUCAAGGGUGGUCAGUGUAUAUACAGCAGUAAGGAGGGCAGCGACGACUCGUUGGACCUGAACUCUCUGUUGCAUCAUCUCAGACCGUACUUCAUGUACGGAAACAACAGAAUCAACAGUCACAUGACCAGCAAAGCUGUCCUGAACGACUUCAUCCAGGUCCUGGUAAACGCCCUGCUGAGUGGCGGUGGCGGCGGAGGCGGCGUGACGGACAGACGAGGAGAAGGGCGGAGCUUCUGUGAAGCGAGUCUAUUCAACAAAGAGAGGAUUCGCCACGGCUCUCAGGGUUUACCCAGCGACAGUGUUUUAUUCAGGAUCCUUCAGACUCAAAUGUUGGACACUUUGGACAUCGAAGGACUUCAUCCUCUGUACCGCAGAGUGGAGCAACACCUGCAGGAUUUCCCCAAGGAGAGAACUCGUCUUCAGAUAGAGGGUCCGUACAACGAGGCCUUCCUGGAGAAGCUGCAGAAAUGUCCGACGGAGGAUGACGGCUCCGUGGAGUACGCUGUCAGCAAGGUCCAUCAGUACCGCGUCGCCAUGACAGCCAAGGACUGCUCCAUCAUGGUCGCCCUGGUGCCCAGCAGUGAGGAAGAGGAGGAUGAUGAAGAUCAGAGGCGGUUCAGGGACUUCCUCUCCUCCAGACCUCCCGCUUUCUCCUACUCCGUCUCCAUCUUGGAUCUGGACCCAAAGCCGUUCGACAGCAUCCCUCGCCAGCUGCGCCUGGACCAGAAGAUCGUCUCCUGCUACCUGAGGACUGGUGGUGCCUUGCCAAAAGGCUCUCUGCCGCCGCUCCCGGGCAUCUUCGCAGCUGCAGAGAGAGAGGACUGCACCCUGCUCUUCCACCCCGUGUGAACGCCCAGUCAGAGCCGGGCGGCCCUGAUUCCUGGAGACGAGCAGUAACUGACGCCACGCUGAUGCCUCAAACGGAGAGGAGAGACGCCAUGUCGAUGCCGGAGGUCUAGAAUCAUUUCAGAGCAGUUUAUCUGAGACUUCGCUGCAGCACUUUCUCCUCACUCAGCUCACGUCGGCAUGUAUCGGCUCUGGCUGCUGCUCAGCAAGAAUAAAAUCUCCAGGAAGUUGUCACUAAAUCACCAGACGUUAACACGGCUUCCAGAUAUUUCUGUUACUGAUUCUAGAGCUUUUGUGUCGUCAUGGCGACCGACUUCACGCUCCUGUCAGUAGGUGAAUCCCAACAUCUCCGCCCUGUUCUGUCAUGACUCAUAUAUUUAUUAGAAAACUCGCAGGGAGCUUUGUUCUUCCCCUUUGGCGGCCAGAGUUUGGAUUCACUUCCUGACAGGAUUGCUGUGGUUGUCUUGGCAACGAUCUCUGACUCUUCUCAUUCUCCGUGGCAACGCUGCUGACAGCGAAGCGCUGAUGAAGAAAGGAAAAAGACAGGUGAAUGGAGGUGUUGACGAGAAAAGCAGGUCGUUGUGAUUUCCUGAAUGUAGGCGGGGCAGAACCAGAAUGUCCAGGUUGUACUGUGUCCUCUGAGGCGUCACCGUGGUAACGGAAGCACUGGUUACCAUAGCUACAGCCACAGAGGAGGCUGAUCUGAUCGGUCUGCGUGAGUCUGGAUGGAGGAGACGUUGGAGAGUUUCAUUUGAUGUCAGAGGUUUCAAGCAAACAUUUUGAUUCUGGAGUGAGUUUAAGUUCUCUGCCGGAGUCCGCGGAGGUUUUUCAGUCCAACUCAUAAACAUUUAUUUAACGAGACGAAGCGAUGCCGUGUUUGGUUGUACGAAAACCUCCACGAACCAGGUGGAGAGCCAGAGCCAGAUCCAAAAUGACUGCGAGGAACACUUUACCUCCUUGCUUUUGUUUUGUUUUCCUUUUUCUUUUUUUUUCCCUUUUGGACCUCCCUCCUGUCGGUGGCAGCGUGUUCACAAGUAGAAAUGUUUCUCACAAAUCGCCUCAUCGGGCGUUUGUGCUGAGAUGUCGAAGGUCAAAUAUGUGUGAUUUUAUUUUUCAUUUAUCAGGGGGGAGUUUUAAGUGUUGUUAAAGGGUCAGUUCACCCAAAUUAUUUAAUAAUAAUAAUAAUUUAAAAGUUCAACAGCAACAUCUCUUCACGGGAAAAGUGUCCCUGUGAAAGAAUCCUCCACAGAAAACACUGGAGACUGUUUUCAUAGGAAGUAAAUCUUCAUUAGAGAAUGAUUUCUUUUUCCACAUAAAAACUAAAUUACAUUCACCUCUCGUGUUAGAGUGGAGGCACAGUUCUCAGAAAUCCUCCAAACCUGCAAAAAUAAAACCAAAACUAUCUGCACAGACAUCACUAGCGGCCACUUUAUUAGGUACACUUGUACAAUCUAAUACAAUCAGCUCUGUUAUGAAUUCUCUCAUAAAGCACAUAAUAUAUUUAUUUGUUGACACUGUCUCAGAGGUAAUUAUACUGAAAGGUGUUUAGUGACGCUUCAAUAUAAUAUAAAUACUGUUUAUAUAAUAAUAAACCGCUUAAUACUGUGCUGACAGUGUCAUAAGCUUCGUAAAGGUAGCGUUUGUGUCAGAGCUGUUGGAUUGUAUACCGUUAUGCAGCUGUACCUGAUACUGAGGAUAUAUAGAGUGAAUAUAUGUUUGUAUUUUGGGUAAACUGACCCUUUAAAGUUCAGCUUGGGCUUCGGACCAAGCAGCAAAAUGUUUCAGUUUGUUCUGUUAGAGGUUGAAGAAAAAGCUGCAUUUCAGUAGUUAUCUAACAUUCCCUUGUUGACUAACCAGGUGAUUCGUAGCUUUGUGAAGGUACGGUUACGUUACACUCUGGUCGUGUGAGUGUUUGAUCGUCUCCCGUUCACAACUGAAGCCCAAAAAACUCAAAUUCAAGCACAACUUUGGUGUGAAGUCUGAGUUCACACAGUCGGCCAAUAGAAAGACUCGAUGCGCCACGUCAUCAUUCUAGCGACGUGUCAUCACGCUCAGACUGGGAACUGCAGCGUCAGUUUCAUUUACAGUCUGAUCGCUCUGAUCAAUAUUUAUUUAUCUCUUACAUUGGAACAGUGUCGGGCUGAGUUCGGGGCGAUUUUCACUGACCAGACGACUAACGUGUCCGUACGCUUGCAGAGGAUUUUUAAAGAGAAGCGGGGGAAGUUAUAACAGAGUUGAAAUGACUAACAGAACAGGGACACCUCCUGUCUCCUCAUUAGAGGUCAGAGGUCAGCGUGUCCAGUUUGCUUUAGAUCAGUCUGAUCCACCAGAGCAAAGGCUGCUGGGUAACAGCGGUCCUCUUUGGACAGGCUGAGCUUCACGCUGCU